Lepisosteus oculatus (spotted gar) is the source of this 1949-nucleotide messenger RNA. It is a transcript of the gene fam49al, whose product is annotated as family with sequence similarity 49 member A, like. NCBI's taxonomy places the organism in Eukaryota, Metazoa, Chordata, Actinopteri, Semionotiformes, Lepisosteidae. Gene Ontology annotation, molecular function: small GTPase binding. The record is from RefSeq and is a predicted model, not a curated record. Gene Ontology annotation, biological process: regulation of actin filament polymerization.
GGGGAGGGAACAGGCCUUAGUGUAAAAAAAUGUCCUCUGUCCUCCUUCUUCACUUCCUUCUUUCUUGCUGCCGGUGGUUUUCGGUGUGUCUCAGCGAGGCACGGGACCUCUUUUCGCUGCGGGGUCCAGAAAGUGGAGGUUAAUUUGGAGCUGUCCCUUUUUCGGACAGCUAAUUCUCCAACGGGUAGCCAGUGUAGCCUCCCACGCCGCACACCAGAAACGUGUCUGACUUACCAGAAGUGGAACACAGCGGAGCCACAAUUUCAAAUGCACAUGCACGCUCGUUAUUUGUCCUUUAAGGAAAAGAGAGAACUGCUGCUUGUAGUUUUGAGGAACUUGAAGGUGACGUAUUUUGAUGUGAAAUAAAUGAUUCAGAACUGAACACAGGAAGCCACAUCUAAAAUCGGGUGCACACGGUCCACUAGGCAACCACCCACACCCCUCCUUUCAUUUACAGCACAGAAAAAAGAGCUUGUGCUAGCAGCUAGCCCUUUUAAAAAUAGUUGCCAGAAAAAGAGAAGUGCGAAGGAUUGUUGCGAGUGGGGCUUUGGUCUGCGCUGAGAGCUCAGCACCCAGCCAGCUCUCACAGAGACCUUCAGUGCCUCUUGCGCCUGGUACUCGCUCCCCAGACACUGCCAGCGGCACCUUCGGACACUCGCUGGGAUUCACCGGGAAAGGGGAAUCGCGGAGGGGGGAGAGGACAGAAGGACAAGGAAGGAGAAGGGCCAGAGAGGAGAGGCGCUCAUGGGGAAUCUCCUGAAAGUGCUGGCUUGCACCGAACUUGAGCAUGGCCAAAUAUUUUUCCUUGACUUUGAACACGCCCAGCCCACCGAGGCGGAGACCGCCGUGUGGAACCAGGUGAGCGCGGUGCUGGAGGAGGCUCAUGGGAUACUGGCAGAGCUGCAGUCGUACAACGGAGCGGGACAGGAGAUAAGAGAGGCCAUACAAAAUCCCAAUGACCUCCAGCUCCAGGAGAAGGCUUGGAAUGCAGUCUGCCCCCUUGUGGCGAAGCUGAAGCGCUUCUACGAGUUCUCUCUCCGGCUGGAGAAUGCCCUGCGCAGCCUGUUGGAGGCGCUGACGAGCCCACCUUACGCGCCCAUGCAGCACCUGGAGCGAGAGCAGGCCCUGGCCAAGCAGUUCGCCGAGAUCCUUCACUUCACACUCAGCUUCGAUGAGCUCAAGAUGACAAACCCAGCCAUUCAGAAUGAUUUCAGCUACUACAGGAGGACCAUCAGCAGAAACCGACUAAACAACCAGCAGCUGGACGCGGAGAAUGAGGUCAACAAUGAGAUGGCCAAUCGCAUGUCGCUGUUUUACGCGGAGGCCACGCCCAUGCUGAAGACGCUUAGCAACGCGACCACCAAGUUCGUGUCUGAGAACAAAACCCUGCCCAUCGAGGACACGACGGACUGUUUGAGUACCAUGGCGUGUGUGUGCCGAGUCAUGCUGGAGACUCCGGAGUACAGAUGCCGUUUCACCAACACGGACACCAUGCUGUUCUGCAUGCGGGUCAUGGUGGGAGUCAUCAUCCUGUAUGACCACGUCCAUCCUGUGGGCGCCUUCGCCAAGACCUCAAAGAUUGACAUGAAAGGCUGCAUCAAGGUGCUGAAAGAGCAACCUUCAAACAGCGUGGAGGGACUGCUGAACGCCCUGAGGUACACCACACGGCAUCUAAACGACGACAGCACCUCCAAACAAAUAAGGGCCAUGCUGCAGUGAGGGGGAGGAGGAGCGGGAGGAAGAAGCAACAGGAGAGAGGUUCCUGGGAGACCGCCAGGGGACAAGCAGCGUGGCAGGUCUCUGCACCCCGACCUCACAAGCGUGUUUGUUUACAUAAAUUUAAAUGCAAGAUAAUUUCAAUGUCAAUAACCUGAAAAGGAAGAAGAAGAAAAACAGUAUAUUGUGUAUUGCUCAUCUCCAUGUCUCUCAUUUUGUAAAAAACAAAAUAA